CGGUGAAACUAACCUCAAAAAAAACAUUGAACAAUUUCCCAAAUAGAAUGCGUUUAUAGGCUUUAGAAAUUCUUUAAAAUGAUGUUAUCCAAAUUUGCGCGCAUUAUAUUAAAUUCUACGUUUCGAAUAAAUCCCGUGCUAGCGUCAAGGACGACCAAAUCAAUAUUUCAAUAUACAAAUUUGCGAGUUGAAGCCCGAAGUUUCCAUUUAAAUAGUUAUGAACUGCAGAAGAUAGCACCAAAACCCAAUGCAAAAACGAAAAAGCCUGAAGAUCUUUCGGCCCAAUCAAUAGGAUAUUAUACAAUGGCUAUAGCUGUGCUGUGUGCUGGACUCACCUUUGCAGCGGUGCCACUCUACCGUCUUUUUUGUCAGUCGACAGGCUACGGUGGAACGGUGAAUGAAGGCCAUGACGCCAGUAAAGUGGAGAACAUGCAGAGAGUCGGAAAUCGGGUGCUCAAAAUUCAAUUCAAUGCCGACACAGCGGCUUCAAUGCGAUGGAAUUUCAAACCACAACAAUAUGAAAUCAAGGUGGUUCCGGGUGAGACGGCACUUGCAUUCUACACAGCCCGUAAUCCAACCGAUGUUCCUGUAAUUGGCGUUAGCACGUACAAUGUGAUCCCAUUCGAAGCUGGCCAAUAUUUUAAUAAAAUUCAAUGUUUUUGUUUUGAAGCACAACAACUGAAUCCACACGAAGAAGUUGAUAUGCCAGUAUUCUUUUACAUUGAUCCAGAGUUUGACGAAGAUCCAAAAAUGGAAUUAAUAGACACGAUUGUGUUGUCGUACACAUUCUUUGAAUCAAAAGACGGUCUCAAUAUACCUAUACCCAGCUAUGCUCGGACGCAUUAGUUUAUUGUUGUGUAAUUCAUACAAAGAAAGUGCAGUUUUUAGUACAAGGAAUGAUUAAAAAAGCAAAUUUCAAACAAAAAGA
Messenger RNA from Sitodiplosis mosellana (orange wheat blossom midge), 928 nucleotides. It is a transcript of the gene Cox11, whose product is annotated as cytochrome c oxidase assembly protein COX11, mitochondrial. Gene Ontology annotation, molecular function: copper ion binding. Gene Ontology annotation, cellular component: mitochondrial inner membrane. The record is from RefSeq and is a predicted model, not a curated record. The transcript has 4 exons. Bases 79 to 846 code for a protein of 255 amino acids. Lineage: Eukaryota; Metazoa; Arthropoda; Insecta; Diptera; Cecidomyiidae.